AUAACAAGUUGCAUAUUAUAUGCCUUGGUUUAAUAAAAACUGAAACUGAAACUGAUUAAGGAAAAUAAUUUUAACACGUAAAUUCAUGGAAAACGGAUAUGACAUUUCCUUCCUGGUUGAUUUAAAGUGACUGAGAAUAUAAGAGGGCCAUUUGUCAUGGCUACAAGGGAUUUGCUCGUCGGGGCGAUAGAUUUUGGCACAACUUAUUCUGGCUGGGCUUUCUCCUUCCUGCAUGAUUUUCAAGCGGAUCCUACUAAAGCGACUGUCAAGCAAUGGCACUCUAGUGGAACUCUAGUUACAGAAAAAGCACCCACGUGUUUGUUGAUAAAGUCAGAUGGAAAGACCCUUGAAGCGUUUGGAUAUGAUGCUGAAAACCAAUACAGGGAACUUGCAGACAAUGAAAUGCACGAGGAGUAUUAUUACUUCAGAAGAUUUAAGAUGGCACUUAAUAAAAAGCUUGGUGAGAAACUGGACCGCGGCAUGACAAUAGAGGAUGAGAUGGGAAAGUCGAUGAUUGCGAUAAACGUUUUUGCUAUGGCAAUCGAAUAUCUAGUAGGAGAUAUGAUGAAGAGUGUUAAUGAUAAACUAACAUCCGCUAUUGAGAAAGAUGAAGUCCACUGGGUUCUUACCGUCCCAGCAAUAUGGACAGAUGCUGCCAAACAAUUUAUGAGAGAGGCCGCGGUGCAGGCUGGACUUGUAACAAACAAAUUGACGAUUGCACUUGAACCAGAAGCCGCAUCGAUAUUCUGCCGCCACUUAUCUGUUCACACUGCCAUUGCUGGUGGAAAUAUAUCAAUAACGGAGAUGCCUGUUGGAACUAGAUACAUGGUUCUCGAUGCAGGAGGUGGAACAAUAGACAUAACGGUACACGAGGUUGUCAGUGAGAACAGCGUUAAAGAGAUCCAAUCAGCAAGUGGUGGUGGGUGGGGAGGUAUCCUAGUUGACAAAGCUUUCGAAAAUCUGCUUAUUGAUCUGACUGGGCCAGAGGUUUAUGAUACAUUUAAACGAACGGAAACGGAAGACUGGCUUGACCUUUGGCGUGAUUUUGAAGUAAAGAAGCGAUUAGUUGCACCCAAUAAAACUGCUCGUAUUAAUAUGAAAUUCCCACUAUCGUUCGGACGCACCUAUGAAGGAUGCACUAAAGGGAAACUGCUUGAUGCUAUUGAAGCUUCAAAAUACGCCGAUGAAAUUCAGUUUGGUGAAGACAAAAUCAAAUUUUCCGCCAGUCUGUUCAAGAGUCUUUUCGAAUGUUCCAUUAACAAAGUCAUUAGCCAUGUGUCAACACUACUUCGAGAUAAAAACGUAAGAAAGAUAAAAACAAUUUUGAUGGUAGGUGGUUAUUCAGAGUCUGCCUUGCUUCAACACUCAAUAAAAAACGAGUUCUCCGAUAUAAAUGUUGUGAUACCAAUUGGUGCAUCAUCAACCAUUCUAAGAGGAGCUUUAGUUUAUGGACAUAGUCCGGUAUCCAUACGGGAAAGAGUCUUGAAGUACACAUACGGUGUUGAUACAACUGACCCAUUUAAAGAAGGAACUGACCCAGACCAUUUGAAGAUUAUAACUGCAACUGGUGAAAGAUGUAGAGUUUUCAGUAAACAUGUUGAAAAGGGGCAAAUCGUCAAAUGUAAUGAACCGCAAGUUGAAAAGACUUACUUUACAAGUCACAAAUUCCAAAGUCAAAUAUCUUUUAAAAUUUUUGCCACACAACAAUGUAACCCAAGAUAUACCACUGAAUGUUUACUAAUUGGCAACAUGAAAUUUGAUCUUCCGGAUCCAGAGGAGCAGCCUGGAAGAGAGGUUCUCGUGUCUAUGACGUUUAGUGGUACUGAGAUUAUCGUGAAAGCAGUUGAUAAGAAAGCAGGCAAGGACACGAGCGUUUUCAUCAACUUCCUUGGAUAAAUUUAAUGCGUAUCUGACAGUGGAAAUGAUAUGUAACGGGUGCAGUACUUUAAGGGAAUUUAAUAUUUUUUUCUGCUUAGUGUUAUUAAAAAAAAUAUGAAUUACAAAGAAGUAAGCGAAUAUCAUUCAAAGAAAUAAGGAUAACGAGGAAUGGUUAAAAUUUAUACAUUUGUAAAAUAAUGUUCGGAAUUAAAUAUUACUAGGCUUAAUUGUAACAAAAUGAAAAAAACAUAUAGUUAAUGAGUAACUUAAAUGUUACUAAUUUGUUAGAAACAGUUGUUAUUGCACACAUACAGACCAAAACGUGCUAAAAACUAAUACUUAUAUCAGGGCGAAUUACUGGUGUGUAUACGAAUUUAAAAGACAAUGCGUAGCCGCCUAAAAAUUAUAAUAAAUGAUAAUAGAUAGAGACUAUAGUUAACAAUUUCACUAAACUGAAAUGAUACAUGGAAACGAUGUGCUAUAAAAUGGGUUAUUAUCACAGAUAUAAAAAAAGUUCACUUGAAACGGAAAACCAGAUAAAAUUUGGCCAGGGAAGCAUUCUCAAAUGCUUAAAGUAUAAACAUCCAAAAUGUUGUAUGAGAAAGAUAUAUUUAUUUUAUUGAUAAUAUUAAAUAACAAAAUAUCAAUAACGAUCAUAUUACAUUAUUUCCUCUUUAAACUCCAUAUACCAGGUUUAGAUUAAGUAGCCAUUCUCGAUAAUUGCUACACAGCUUCAUUAUUCUCAUUUAUUAACUGUUUAUCGAAUAACACUCGUGUAUUAUUUAUUUAGAAAUUGUUUCCCAAUUUUUAUGUUAUGAUUAAUUUUAUACAUAUUGACUAUAAUAAAUUAAUUAAUCACAGCGAUAUGAGAUUUUGUGUUAUGUUGUAUCAACUGUUUGUCGUUUAAACAUGACGGAAGCUCGUCAGCACUUGCCGUCACAAGUACCU
Messenger RNA from Ruditapes philippinarum (Manila clam), 2826 nucleotides. RefSeq names its product heat shock 70 kDa protein 12B-like. Gene Ontology annotation, molecular function: ATP-dependent protein folding chaperone; ATP binding. The coding region runs from base 157 to 1896 and encodes 579 amino acids. Lineage: Eukaryota; Metazoa; Mollusca; Bivalvia; Venerida; Veneridae. The transcript has 5 exons. The record is from RefSeq and is a predicted model, not a curated record.